Colletotrichum orchidophilum is the source of this 822-nucleotide messenger RNA. Its product is annotated as cytochrome c oxidase assembly protein CtaG/Cox11. Gene Ontology annotation, cellular component: mitochondrial inner membrane. The coding region runs from base 1 to 822 and encodes 273 amino acids. Gene Ontology annotation, molecular function: copper ion binding. Lineage: Eukaryota; Fungi; Ascomycota; Sordariomycetes; Glomerellales; Glomerellaceae. The transcript has 4 exons. The record is from RefSeq and is a predicted model, not a curated record.
AUGAACGCCCUCCCUCGCCUCCCGUGGCGCGUGUCCUCGCAGUCGACACAAAAAUGGAGCUGCUAUUUCUGCCAGCACGCCGCCCGCCCUGCGCCGCGCAGCCUGCGGACGCCCCCCAGCCGCCGAGCGGCAUCGACAACGCCGUCCUCUCCGAAGCAACAGAGCGGUCCCAGCUUCGGCGGUGCGCCAUCAAUGGAGCAGAUACACGCGCAUUAUAGAAAGAAGAAUGCUACGACAGCGUACUACACACUCAGCGUCAUUCUCGGGACAGUCGCCCUGUCAUACGGCUCUGUCCCUCUCUACAAGAUGAUCUGCCAAACAACAGGCUGGGGCGGCCAACCCGUCCGAGCCCACGGCCCGGACGUGGACUACAGCGAAGACGGCCUCGCCUCACGCCUGGUCCCCGUGACCACGGCCCGGCGCAUCCGCGUCACCUUCAACUCGUCUGUCUCGGACGUGCUGCCCUGGAAGUUCACCCCGCAGCAGCGCGAGGUGCGCGUGCUCCCCGGCGAGACGGCGCUGGCGUUCUACACGGCGACGAACAACUCAGACCAGGACAUUAUCGGGGUCGCGACCUACAGCGUCACGCCCGGUCAGGUGGCGCCGUAUUUCAGCAAGAUUCAAUGCUUCUGCUUCGAGGAACAGCGUUUGAAUGCGGGCGAGACGGUCGAUAUGCCGGUAUUCUUUUAUUUGGAUCCGGAUAUUGUUAAUGAUGUUAAUAUGCGCGGCAUUGAGACGGUUACAUUGAAUUAUACGUUUUUCAAGGCCAAGUACGACGACAACGGCAAGUUCAAGGCGCCUGCGCCGUUUGCGAGCAACUAA